AUGUCUUGCCUCAAGUCGCUCGGCGUCGUCCUGGCGUUCCAGGUAGCCGCAGCGUGGGCCACGGGUGUGACGCCGGCUGCGGGCGCAGCCGCAGCGGCUCCCGCUGCCGCCGCCGCCGUCAACGGCACACCGCAGCACGCAGCGGCCGAAAGUGCAACGGCCGCGGCGGCGGCAGGCCGCGGUCAGCUCGGCACGGCGCAACAAAAGACGCACAAGUGCACCAAUGUCAAGCUCUUCUCGGAAUGCCGUGUACACUGCGAGUACGUGGUCGAAGGCAAGGGGGCCUACUUCAUCUUCACUGAUGGCGAGGACGGUGUGCCCUGCAAGACCCGGACUCUUGACGGUCAGGUGCUGAACGGCGCUUGCCAACAGGGACUGUGCAUGGUCAAGGAUCAGGCUGGCGUAGGACAGCACAGUGCAGCCGGUGCGGCGGCUGGCGCGGCUACGCCGGCCUCCGCUGCGGGAGCAGCAGCAGGAGCAGUCACACCAGGCGCGGCAGCUCAUCCGGCCGCAGCCGCUGCGACCCCUGCGCACGCCGCGGCCCCUGCACAUGCCGCUGCCUCUGCCGCUGCGCCUGCUGCCGCCACUGCAAAGCACAAGAAAGCCUGAGACAGCGUGCCUGGCACUGAGGCAACCUACCCAACACUGGCCUCCGAGAUUGCCGAGCGAGCCACUUACACAAUUAUUGAAUCGUUAUUUUCCA
Messenger RNA from Rhipicephalus sanguineus (brown dog tick), 703 nucleotides. RefSeq names its product dihydrolipoyllysine-residue acetyltransferase component of pyruvate dehydrogenase complex-like. The coding region runs from base 1 to 609 and encodes 202 amino acids. The transcript is spliced from 4 exons. NCBI's taxonomy places the organism in Eukaryota, Metazoa, Arthropoda, Arachnida, Ixodida, Ixodidae. The record is from RefSeq and is a predicted model, not a curated record.